Letharia lupina is the source of this 1839-nucleotide messenger RNA. RefSeq lists its product as uncharacterized. The transcript is spliced from 4 exons. Bases 1 to 1839 code for a protein of 612 amino acids. Lineage: Eukaryota; Fungi; Ascomycota; Lecanoromycetes; Lecanorales; Parmeliaceae. Gene Ontology annotation, biological process: transmembrane transport; carbohydrate transport. The record is from RefSeq and is a predicted model, not a curated record. Gene Ontology annotation, molecular function: carbohydrate:proton symporter activity. Gene Ontology annotation, cellular component: membrane.
AUGACGCAUAGUUGCACCAUCAGCAACCACUUCGGUGUGAGUGGAAAAUGGCUUUAUGUAUGGCUCAUGGUAACGAAUUCUACGGCUAUGCUGCUAUUCGGAUACGAUCAAGGUGUAUUCGGUGGCAUCCUUACCCUUGAAGACUUUGAAGCACGCUUCCAGCUAGAGGACAAUGAGACCCUCAAGGGUGUCAUCGUCGGGUCUUACGAUCUAGGCUGCUUGGUUGGGGCACUGGCAACGGGCCCAAUCGGAAAUUGGAUUGGUCGAAAGCGAUCUAUUUUGCUGGGAACAACUGUCAUGAUGAUCGGCGCGUUCAUGCAGUUCCUUGCUCCCAAUUUUGGGAUCAUGACGGCAGGACGUGUCAUCGCGGGUAUUGGGAAUGGCAUGAAUACUGCUACAGCUCCAGUAUGGGCUUCAGAGACUAGCAAGACAGCCAACCGUGGUAAGACGGGUAUGACAUUGAUGGUUAUCAACAUUGGUGGCCUGGCAGUAUCAUGCUGGAUGACUUAUCUUUUCAGCUUCGUCAAGUCCGAGCUUGCGUGGCGUUUUCCUCUUGCCUUCCAGCUCUGCUUCGUACUCGUCAUCUUUCUCACCGCCUUCUGGCUGCCAGAAUCGCCUCGAUGGCUCGCUAUGAAGCAUCAGGACGACAAGGCUCUUGCGGUCAUGGUUGCCUUGGAGGGAAGCAGGGUGACAAGCGAAGGCUCAACCGCCAGGCGAGACUUCGAAGAGAUCAAGACCUCCAUCGCGCUCGAACAAUCUCUAGUAGUUAAGCGUGAGACUAAACCAUGGUUCAGACUUAUUCUCGGCGUCGCCGUUCAAGCCAUGCAGCAAUUGACUGGCAUCAACAUAAUCUGCUACUAUCUACCUUAUGUUCUUACCGAAUCCGUCGGCCUGGAUGGAUCUAGGGCCCGCCUGCUCGCCGCAGUCAACGCUAUGACGUAUCUUGGCUCCACAUUCGUUGGCCUCGCUUUCGUUGAACGCUGGGGUAGGAGAAGACUAAUGAUGUAUGGUGCACUUGGUCAAUGCUGCUGCUGGCUCGCCAUAACGCUCCUCCUGGGCUCUGCAUCCACGGCGGGCCUCCGCUCUACCCGCCAGCAGCAGCUCGGCAGCGCUGCUGUGCUGUUUUUCUUUCUCUUCAACUUCUUUUUCGGCGCUAGCUGGCAAGGCGUGUCAUGGCUUUACCCUACGGAGAUCAACAGCACCCAGAACCGUAUCUCCGGCAUGUCGUAUGGAGUUGCCACCAAUUGGCUCAUCAACUUCGGUGUGGUUUUCGUUACCCCGUUAGGCAUCGCAAGUCUUGGAUCACAAUUCUACGUCAUUUGGACCGUCCUCAACGGCCUAAUGGUGCCAAUUAUCUACCUGUUCUACCCCGAAACCGCAGGACGCUCUCUUGAAGAUAUCGACGGAAUGUUCGAAGCGCAUCCCACGGUCUGGGUCUUUAUGAACAAGAGCAUGACUGCUCGGAAAGCAGCAACUUCAAACGGUAGCCAGGACAGUGGGGAGGAUAUAUCGACCUUCCGGACAGCAGAACAUGUCGUGACAUUUUCUAGAAACGUUAGUGCACUUGAGCUCGCACCUCUUGCGAACCUGCGGCAUCGUCAGCCCGGCGGGGGUCCGACUCCUUUGGGAAGCAUGACGCCUGUGCAGAAUGGGGCCACGCUUGCGGAAGAUAGGACGGUGGCAGACAACGCGGCUGGAGCUAUGGAAAAUGGGACCGAAGCUGUGAAAGAGGACGAGGAUGCGGACGUCGUAUCGUUACAAUUGGCGUCGAGGGCUACAGUGCUUUCAGUGUCGGCAUCGCCUCUAGGACCACAGACUUCGUCUACGGCAUUGCUCUGA